Molecule: messenger RNA, 2334 nt
Organism: Anopheles bellator
Lineage: Eukaryota; Metazoa; Arthropoda; Insecta; Diptera; Culicidae
Product: troponin C, isoallergen Bla g 6.0101-like
Exons: 6
Coding region: 748-1248 (166 amino acids)
Molecular function (GO): calcium ion binding; enzyme regulator activity
Source: RefSeq, a predicted model, not a curated record
GAUUGGGUAACCCGGAAGGUCACCGCUAGUGGAACCCGAGUUAGAUAGAGUGAAAACUGUAUGAUUGAAAAGAGACAGCGAACAACGGUCGAGAUAGAGUUGACUCAUCGUGAAAAAGAAUCUUCAUGAAUUAAUUGGCCACGGCGGUGUCAGAGCCCAGGUCGGGCUGUGCUCUGUGGUUGUCUGAAUGGCCACUUGAUUACUGGAUGGGAAAGUGUUGCUAGUCAGUGGCGAUAGCGUUCCGGAAGAGUGUGCGAAAAUCCUUCUGGGCGUACUGUGCGUGUGGCUUCUCGCGCCGAUCUAUCGAUUGCGUUCAUUGCUGCAAGGCUUGCGUGUGUCGCGAAUCGCUGAAUCGAAGAACAUCGCAGAUCGUUUCAUGAGAAGGCAGAUGGAAAGGAACUGAGCACUGGGUGCAGUAGCCGUGCGAGUGUAGCCGAUUGUCCCUUUGGAUUGGCGAGACGCACCGUCGGUGCAGUUGUUGCACUUUCGCCCUUGCGUAUACUACUUCCAUUGCAGCUGUUGACUAGCGUCUUCGAUCUCGAUUGUACUCGAUUUCCCAGACGUUUUUCGUAGUUUUUUUUGUUUCCAUCUGCCUCUUUUGCCAACGUCAUCGCAUCGCGGCUCGCACAGAUUAGUUGCCCAAACGCACCCGACCAUUGUGCAUCGUUCUGAGGAAGACAAAAUUUGCAAUUUUGUGGUGUAGCUUGGAAUUUAACCAGAGACUCAUUUACUCCAAACUUGAACAUCAUGUCGGAUACAAUGUCGGAAACUGCCGAAAGUGUUGGAAACGGCAAGGAGCUCAGCAAAGACCAGUUGAAAGUGCUGCGAGAUGCAUUCAAUGCAUUCGACAAGGAGAAAACAGGCAGCAUUUCGACGGACGUUGUGGGUACCAUCCUUGAGCUGCUCGGCCACAAGCUGACGGAGGAGGAACUGGAGGAAGUGAUCGAGGAGUACGACGAGGAUGAGUCCGGCCAGCUGGAAUUUGAUGAGUUCGUGGCACUUGCCUCGAACUACGUCGAACCGGAGGAAGACUAUGACGCGCUGCGGAAGGAGUUGCGAGAAGUUUUCAUGAUGUACGACAAGGACGCCAAAGGAUACUUGCCCGUGGAAGAGUUUAAGGCCAUUCUUCGCGAGCUGGAUGGUGCCGUACCGGAAGAGGAACUGGACGACAUCGUUGACGAAAUCGAUGCCGAUGGUUCCGGCACGGUGGACUUUGAAGAAUUCAUGGAAGUCAUGACAGCAAGUUGAGCACGAUCGCUAAUGCACUCUUCACUACCUUCCACGUUUCACGCUUUAGCUGACUACUAUGGGUAAUGGCAGAAGCUACGAUUUGCGCACGUGAGACUGAAAACCACCGUCACAACCACCAGCAAGCCAAAUCACCAUGGGACCUUUCGUGUUCCACUAACCAUUAAGAGGACAGUGGGAGGAUCCUUGCCGUCUGUAGCACCUGCACGAGUGUGCGAACGGUGGUGAGCGUCUGCAAAGACGCUUCUAGUGGAGAAAUGUAGCCGGUACUAGUUAGCAAGACGACGAAGAAGAAGCCCUAGCCCCGGGCAUAAAGGUAGAAAGAGAGAGUAUAGACUUUGGAAUGGUUCCCGUCUUCCAGCUUUACGCUUUUUCAUUUUUUGUCCCACGCUCUUUAGUAGACGAGAACCCAGUCUCGGAGUUUCACAUAUUCACUCGCAACUGCAUGCAUAAAUAUUCAUUCAGCAACCUGCACCGCAAGGCUGCAAGCGCCUUUGGGAGCAUCGGGUUCAUAACACAUACUGAACAUAAAUGUUUCAUGCUUUUAGGAUAGGAAGGCGUCGCUCGUCUCGAGUGGCGUCGAAAGGUGGCUCUCGUCGGUGUUGGUGUAAUGAACUGAUGAGGAGGGACAGGGACGACACCCUCUUGGGCAGGAUACCAUUCGUAAUUUGUUUGUACUAAGACAACGGAACGACGAAACGCACGUACAGCUUGUAUGAACUUCACUUACCGUCGACUCGUCACUGCUGACGUCAAGACGCCUGAAGAAGUUUCCCCACGAAACCCCAAAAAAUACAUUUAAAUAUAUACCCCGGACUUAAUAGAGUGCAUUCCGCUUAAGUUCGCCAUGCCCGACUUCGUUUCUGCAUCCGUUAAGUAUCCGAACAAAUUGGACUAAUGAACUAGCUCAACGGUAAUUCCAGAAUUUUUAUCUGCUUGGGAUAAGAAAACGCUUCACCGUCCCUUAAUUUCUUCUGCGUUACGUACAAGCAAUAUGAAGGUUUAGAAAGGUUUCUACACUGUCGGUGUACAGCCAAGCUCAAUUCAUUCAAUGGCACAAUUCGGACAUUUCAUCAACAAUAUCUG